Cyprinodon variegatus (sheepshead minnow) is the source of this 938-nucleotide messenger RNA. RefSeq lists its product as uncharacterized. The record is from RefSeq and is a predicted model, not a curated record. Gene Ontology annotation, biological process: immune response; cell surface receptor signaling pathway; negative regulation of T cell proliferation. Gene Ontology annotation, cellular component: external side of plasma membrane. The transcript has 5 exons. Lineage: Eukaryota; Metazoa; Chordata; Actinopteri; Cyprinodontiformes; Cyprinodontidae. Bases 174 to 938 code for a protein of 254 amino acids.
ACCAUUUUCACAGAAGCCAGUCGACGCUCAGCCGAAGCCUCGGUUUAUCUCAGCUUUCUAACCUUAUUGUUGACUUUUAAUGAUCUAACAGAGUUUCUUUUUUCUGUAGCAAUAUCUACUUAACUUCAAUAAAACUAUAUUCAAGUCAAACUAGUUGAACUGGAUGAUGAAGAAUGGCGGCUCUGCUUGUUCUGCUGUGUUUCCUCGCCACGUUGGUGUCUGCUACAGUCGAUGUGACUAAGAUCACUGCAGAACCUGGAGAGAACGCCACUCUGCCAUGUAGAACUCCCAAUAACCGACCUGCUAUAGUUGUAGAGUGGAUCAGAAAUGAAACGGGAGAAGUAAAGCAUGUUGCUCUGUAUCGAGGUGACAGGUUUGAUCUUGAUGGCCAGGAUUCACUUUAUCGUAACCGGGUGGAUCUUCUGGACAGAGAGAUGAAGAAUGGAGACAUUUCUUUGGUUCUGAAGAACGUGACGACUGAUCAUACUGGAACUUAUGAGUGUCGAGUUUAUCAGGAAGGAAAUAAACGAAGGAAGAGAGAUGAAAUAAAAGGUGAUCCCAUCUGCAUCAUCAGCCUUGAUGUAGCCCCUCCUCCUCCUUCAGGGGAUAUGAGAGGACUACAAGAGGAUGGAGGAAACAAGGAUAGAGGAAGCGAGGAUGGAGGAAACAAGGAUAGAGGAAACGAGGAUGGAGGAAACAAGGAUGGAGGAAACGAGGAUGGAGGAAGCAAGUGCCUGCAGGAUUAUGUUGGGAAAGAGGAGGAUUUUUCCGACCAGCAGCUGUAUCAACAGGAGAGGAAUUCCAGUUUGGUCAAAGAGGAACCAGAAGCUCUGCAGAUAAAAGAAGAGAAUCAGAAGCCAGAACAUCCCUGGACAAAAGAGGAAACCAUGGAGCUCCCCAUAGAUGGCAGAGCAAUGACCAGAAUUUGUAACCUGUGA